Messenger RNA from Xyrichtys novacula (pearly razorfish), 240 nucleotides. NCBI's taxonomy places the organism in Eukaryota, Metazoa, Chordata, Actinopteri, Labriformes, Labridae. The record is from the annotation of a GenBank genome assembly.
AUGCUCCCGACUCAUCAGCAGCCAUCAAAGGGCGUCUGCCCACCAGCCAGAGAACCCCGAGUGGGCUGCCAACUCGACAAGCCCCUCGCCUCAUUACUGACAGAAAGGGGCGAAAGCGGGGAGCUCCUCAAUCAUUCAACCACCCGCAGGUCCCAGGGUGGACAUCCCCCGGACAAAAUGUUUGAAUAUUGGGCUGGUGAGCUUGACACAGAUACGCCUAACUUCAGUCUAUUUCAAUGA